Messenger RNA from Triplophysa dalaica, 2590 nucleotides. Its product is annotated as tripartite motif-containing protein 16-like. Gene Ontology annotation, molecular function: zinc ion binding; protein binding. The record is from RefSeq and is a predicted model, not a curated record. The transcript is spliced from 6 exons. The coding region runs from base 269 to 1921 and encodes 550 amino acids. Lineage: Eukaryota; Metazoa; Chordata; Actinopteri; Cypriniformes; Nemacheilidae.
GUGAAAUUUGUUGAAAGGCUCUAAGGUUUGGCCCCCAAUUUGUUUGGGGUUUGUUAUGAUGUCUGUCUUAUCAAAUUUGUGAUAGACCAACACCUGUUGGAUGGUUUAAUUUAUGUCAUGUGAAAGUAAGUCACACCCAGUCACACCCAGCAGUUAAAUGAAUACAGGCUACAAAACCAGGAUGACAAAACCAGGAAACUACUUCAGCUGCUCAUUUCAUUUUUUUCAAGCUUGUGUGUCUACCUGCCUGUUAGUACACUACUGAAAAAUGGCAGAAGGGAAUAUUUCUCAAGACAAGUUCAGUUGUUCAGUGUGUCUUCAUCUACUGAAGGAUCCAGUGACUAUUCCCUGUGGACACAGUUACUGUAUGAGCUGUAUUACAAACUGCUGGAAUCAGGAGGAUCAGAAGAGAAUCUACAGCUGUCCUCAAUGCAGACAAACCUUCACAUCAAGACCUGCUUUAAACAAAAAUGUGAUGAUCACUGAAAUGGUGGAAGAACUGAAGAAGACGAGACUUCAAAAUGCUGAUCAAUGUUACGCUGGACCUGAAGAUGUGAAGUGUGACGUCUGUACUGAGAGAAAAUACAAAGCUGUCAAGUCCUGUCUGGAGUGUCUGAACUCUUACUGUCAAAAUCACCUUCAACAACAUGUAAGUCUUUUCAAAGACAGACAACAUCAUUUGAUGGAUCCCACUACAAAACUCAAUGAGAUGAUCUGCUCAAAACAUGAGAAGCACCUGGAAAUCUACUGUCGCACUGACCAGGAGUGUAUUUGUUAUCUGUGUUUGAUGGAUGAACAUAAAAAUCAUGACACUGUAACAGCUGAAGAUGAAAGAACUGAGAAACAGAGGGUUUUGGGAGAGACACAGAGAAACUUGAAACAGAGAAUCCAGGAGAGAGAGAAGAAGCUUCAGGAGCUCAGAGAGACUUUGAACUCUUACAAGACAGAAGUGGAGGACAGUGAGAGAAUCUUUACUGAACUGAUCCGCUCCAUUGAGAGAAGACACUCUGAGGUGACACAACUGAUCAGAGAUCAGGAAAAGACUGCAGUGAGUCGAGCUGAAGGAGUCUUGAAGCGUCUGGAGCAGGAGAUUGAAGAUCUGAGGAGGAGAGACACUGAACUGGAGCAGCUUUUACACACGGACAAUCACAUUCAUUUCCUGAAGAGUUUUCAGUGUCUUUCUGCACCUCCUGAAUCUACAGUUUCACACAUUACUGUCAGUUCUCUCGUCUCUUUUGAUGAUGUGAGAAAAUCUGUCUCUCGGCUGAAAGAAGAACUGGAGGAUUUCUGUAUAGAGGAGAUUGAAAAUAUAUCUGAUCAAGUUUCAUACAUCACAACUGUUUCUGAUGAGUUGAAGACCAGAGAGGAGUUCUUACAAUAUUUCAGGCAGUUCACACUGGAUUUAAACACAGUGAAUAAAGACAUCCGUCUGUCUGAUGGAAACACAACAGCCACUAACACCAAUGCAGUCCAGCAGUAUCCUGAUCAUCCAGACAGAUUUGAUGAUUAUCUUCAGGUGUUGUGUAGAGAGAGUGUGUUUGGACGCUGUUACUGGGAGGUUAAGUGGAGUGGUGAUGUGUAUAUAUCAGUGUCAUAUAAGAGCAUCAGCAGGAAGGGACAGAAUAGUGAGUGUGUGUUUGGAUGCAAUGAUCAGUCCUGGAGUUUGCGCUGCUCUGACUCCACAUGCUCAUUCUGGCACAAUAACAAACACACCGAUCUCCCUGUAGUGUCCAGCUCCUGUAGAAUAGGAGUGUUUGUGGAUCACAGAGCAGGAAUUUUGUCUUUCUACAGCGUCUCUGACACAAUGACCCUCAUCCACAGAGUCAAAACCACAUUCACUCAUCCUCUCUAUCCUGGGUUUUAUGUUAGUAAAGGAUCCAAAAAAAAAGGAUCCAUGAAAAUGUAUCAAUUCAUAAGAUAAAUCAUAGAGAAGUAUACAAGUAAAACUGUUAAAUUCUGGGUUAUAGGAGUAAAUAGAAAAGGCAUAUUAUAAUAUUGCAUGUGCAAAUGGGUAAUAUAGUUAUAGUUGUAGUUGAGUACAUAUUAGUAUUUAUAUUUAUAAUAUAAAAUAGCAUAAGAGAGAUUUAUCUUCAUUGCUAGUUUUUUCUUUUUCUUUUUCUACCGUAUACCAUAGGACACAUUUGCAUAUUAAUCUGUCAACUACCUACAUAAAGAGAUCAAGGACUUUAUAAAUAAGUAAAUUUACGUUAAUGUACUUGGGCAUGAUGUCGUAUCUCUAAAUGCUGUCACAUUUAUUGGUAUUUACCAUAAUGUUUGGAGGGCUUGUAACUUAACAUAACUAUGCUCAUAAGUUAGAAACAAAAUUUAUCAUAAAGUUAGAUGACCAGGUCCUAGAAAUUUUGGUUAUGGUUGAAGUAGAAAGAUAUUAUGAAGUUCAGUAAUUGGCCUGUGCAAUCUGUGCAUCUUGGUAAGCCUCAUCAUUGUAUAAGGAACUGUUAGUUAUGGGGUAAAAAUAAACCUUUGUUUCAGUGUGAUGUUGCACUUGCUUAAGUUGCGUGUCAAAAAUCAGCCAGACACGAAAUAAAAAGUGUAUUUUAAUUUUUUUCUAUUAAAAAAUGUUCCUCUUUAA